This is a messenger RNA of Phytophthora nicotianae INRA-310, 6234 nucleotides long. RefSeq lists its product as hypothetical. Gene Ontology annotation, molecular function: GTPase activator activity. The coding region runs from base 2020 to 6234 and encodes 1404 amino acids. The record is from RefSeq and is a predicted model, not a curated record. Gene Ontology annotation, biological process: positive regulation of autophagy; negative regulation of TORC1 signaling. Gene Ontology annotation, cellular component: GATOR1 complex. Lineage: Eukaryota; Oomycota; Peronosporomycetes; Peronosporales; Peronosporaceae. The transcript has 2 exons.
UAGAAAGCGAACCUAAAAGUGUUCAAGUUUUUCCUAGGAAAUAGAAAGCCUGUUUCCAAAACACGAAGAUAUCUCAAAACCUGUAUGUUUAUCAAAGCUUUAACUGAACACGUAUGUUUCCAAAACCGGUGAUGGUCGUGGUGGGCACGACGCAUGGAGUCGUCGCGGUGAUAGGGGGACUGAAGGACGCAAAAGAAAGUCACAUGCCCACAGGAGCGCUUCAAGAAAGCACAGAUGCAGCACAAGUGCGCAGUUGUCGAGGUGCUCGUGGUCUUCAAUCAGCUACAAGCACAACCUCAUCCAAUUCAUGGUGAUCACGCACUCCUGCCCCACAUUUCUGUCGAUGUUUGAACGCGCAGUGACCAGCAGCGUCAAAACAAGAAAACCUGAGUCUGGCUGCGAAGUUAACGAUGCUCCAUUUUCGAGAGAGGUAAUGGCGCAUGAUGACCCUCACUGCUCUUGCGCUCCGACCGGCUAGGCGUCUCGACUGGGAGCGCCGCUGUAGAGGUGGUCACGAGCUAUCUGGAGGCGUACGGCUGGCGCACGGAGGUUACGGCAUCACAGAGUACCAGAACAGCGCGGCCAUCACAUGGUUGAGGAGGCGACAGCGAGUCUGAGGCUUCGAACUUUCAGGGCGUGAUUUUCCAAUCUGCGGUGUACUCAACAAACGCUCUGCACCCGUCACCUUCUCGACGCCGUUCGUGUCCGCAAGCUCCGUGUCCUCGCUCGGAACCCCUGUUUGGGCGUCACCACCCCGUUCCACGCUACUUCCCUGUCCAGUCCGCUGCCUUCGCGAAUUCGAUCAGUUCUGUGUCUUCGUUCUGAGGCUCCUCGCUUUCGUGACCUCGUCCGGCUCCGCAAUCGCCGUGCCAUCGUCCGACUCCGACAUCGUGGCUUUAUCAACAUCGAGCCACCGCAACAGACGCGACCAUGGACUCCAACGAGGACUCGAACAUCGAGACACUUGUGCAGAAAGGAGCUAUAUAGGUCGAGCGGAGCGUUUGGAAUGAUCUUGUCAAGUCAGAACCAAAACGGGGCAAGUCACAUAUCGUCGUGAACCAUCUCCGUGGAGAGUACCUGGCCAGACUUCGGGACGGCAGCUACGCGACCAAAACGACAACGCAGCAUGUGUACGCCAAUACUGCGACCUCGUUUAAUAACGGCAAGUGGCGAUAUGAAGUUGCGCAAAGCGUCACAUGACACUACAACUACUUGCCUGGCCAGCUGAGGCAAAUUCUUGUCCAUGUUCAGAAUCCAGGUAAUCCCGGCCUACCUCAACGAAGCAGAGAAAGAUCUACAGUGCAAGCUUACGGAUCUAAGAUUCGCGGAAGCACUCGUGACCGGCACUCAAGAAAGGGUACUCUCGACGCACAUAUCCAACUACAAGUCGGCGGCUCUUGUACACGAUGUGGUGAUCGUCGAGCUGGGAAAGGUUUACCCAAGGACUGUUGAAGAAGCAUGACGAAUGGCCAACCAGGACAACACGGGAUCACAGGGCGCCGAGGUCAUUUCUAACUCAUCGUUGUUGUAAGGGUUUGAGAUGUGGAAGUCAAAGUCGAAAUUCCUCUGUCACAGCGGACACCAGAGCGGCUCACAGCAAUCCACAUAUCCGAGGAGACCCGAUCUACGACACGACGCGAGAGAUCCACUUGUUACCUGAUACGCUCACAGAAGGCAACAUCAGCAACUCUGACUGCGCUCCUAGUAGCAAGAGGCCCCGUACUAGACGUUGAUAAUAGUAAGGGAGGCACUGGUAAGCACGCUCUGUUCUUGUUGCUCGUGCCGCGCCGACCUUGCAGUCUCUGUAGAAUUUUGUCGGCCAUCAGUUGCUUGGGCCAAUUGCUGAGUGCACUUGGGAGAAGUUCGUUCAGCUAGCAGCUUCAUCCUACAGGAAACCUUGACGAAUUCGUGGCCAGCUUGUGAAACGUCGUGACUUCUAAUAGUUACGCUCGCACCCCUAACAGCUCCAUCGGACGGCAACAAUCUUAAGACUGCCAGAUCGCGAACUAAAGCGCUCCAAUGUGGCGCACGCGACGCAACACUGUGGACCGGGAAGCGCUGUCGCUGGUGGUGCAUGGGCCCGAGUUCCGCAAUGGCGAGCUGCUUGUGCUCAACCCGGACUUCUUCCCGGACGUGCAAGUGCUGGAUCUAGUGGAGGUCUCGCAGCCAGAGCGGGCGCAUCCGCGUCUCGUGCUUUCUGUCGAGUCACUUGCGCCUGUGCGAGGCAAAUUGCAGGUGAGCGUGGCCAAGGAAAUCGCGGCUCAGUUCGGACUCGAGGCCUUCCGUCCCGUGACUGUGCGUCGUGUGGAUCAACGGGACGUGAGUGUGGAUUUCGUGGAGCUGAGCUUCAAGGACCAAUUCCUAUCGAGAGCCGAUAUUUGGCGCUUCAAAGUCACGAUGCUCGGCCAGUGCGUCUACGUGGGGAGAACCGUCGAGUGUCUCGGCAUCCGCUCGCAGGUGGACGCUAUUCUGGCCAACAACACGCAGCUCAACUGUGGAGUCAUCGGAGACGCCACCAAGAUCGUCGUCCGCUCUCGCUCUAGUCGCCUCUUUUGGCUCGUACAGAUGAGUACGGAGAUGUGGGAGUUCGCACCGGAUGGAGAGAUUUACUACGAGAAGCUACUGAAUCGGCUACUACGUGUGCUGAUAGCCAAGUGGAGUGAGAGCUCUGUGAGUCACUCGGUCACCAUCAUCGCCUUCUCCAGGAGCUUCUACGACGCCAACCAGUUUCCCGACGGGUUUGAUCCGAGGAAAGCGCCAUUUUCUGAUCCUAGAAGACAAGGGUUUGGUCCAGGCUGUGGUGCUCCAGGCAUCAACAUGGCCAACGGCUACGGCCCCACUAUCCACGUCGAUCCCGUCUCAGGUCGCUACUAUGAGGAUUUCUACAAGGUGGUCGUCAUGAACUUCACAGGGCCAGACUGGAAUCGGCUGCUUUUACUACUUAAGAAAGAAUUCGCUAGUUACUACGAGACGCAUCGAUGGCGCACCCCAGAAGAAUUCUCUCCAGCGCAGUAUGAAAUCUGCCACUGUCCGAAGCCUGUGAAUACCACUACAGAGCCAGGAAAACCAGGAACCCCCGGUGUCGACGACUCUGGAUGUGACAAUCAGUACGUGAAAUGGACCAAAUUACCUUCUGGAGUCCCGUCGCGAGCCAAGGACGGCAACAUUCUAGAAGCCAUCAACGUCACACUAAAUGUGCUGGACAAACACUACAUGGACCGAGACUUGAGUCGCACAGGACAGGGAAUCGUCAUGAUGACUGCUGGAUGCAGCAUCUUCAACGUGAAUAGCAAACUGGCAGAGAUCACAGAGCAGCGGAUGAUGGACAAUGGCGUGGGCAUGGAUAUGAUCUCCUUGUCCACACCUCCGUUGCAUGUCGUUCCAUUGUUUAUCUACUCUGACCAGCCAUCCACAAAGCCUGAAACGACUCCUGUUAACGUCGAGACGCCGAGUUUCCAUCGUAAAUUCUCCUUCAGUGAAGCUUCCGGUGCAAGUCAAGAGUCCAAAUCGUUGGAAGCUGCAUCAUCUUUCCACGGGGUUCCAAGCUUAAUGUCGACUUCGCAGCCUAAAAGUCCCGAGUGGGUGCGAGCUGGCACUGACGUUCUCCGUCGAUCUUCCACUCCAUCAACACUCAACACAACUGCUGCAGAGGUGGAGAUAGCUGGGGAGAAGCUAACAUACGACGUUCCUCACUGGGUGAACAUCACGUUCUUAGACUUCGGGUGUCGCUGUGGACGGUCAACCACCAGUUUUCAUCAGACUGAGCAUUCAAGCCCAAGCACACUGAGUCCAAGUGCGCAGCGAGGAUGGCAUUCAUGUCAGUGCCAAGUCAAGCGGAAUCAUCAGUUCAACCCGUUGCCGUCAUUUCGAAUGUUCGACGUCACUUCACCGUCUGAAAAGCUCGUGUUCCCAGUGACACUGCGAAAUUUGAUGCACAGAGACGUUAAGAGCGCCUCCAGUUUCGUGCUCAGUGCCGUCGCAGCUUGCAAUCAACACGGCGAAGAGAUCAGUACCAACAACAGCGAGAGUGGAGAGGCUUCCAUCCCGAUCAGGAUCGCUGCGAGUCAGAAUCGACUGCUCUUCGAGGCGAGUGAGCUCCCAGACUUGACGUCGUCAGUUCCACCACCAGAACAAUUGCAGUUAAGUCGCUCUCCGGACUUUGAUCCGAUUGUGGCGUCGAGUCAACUACGCACAGCUACGAAUGUAAGUGCGAGUCUGCAUGCCCGAGCUGCCCUCGAAGAGUACGACGAGAGUGUAUUCGCCCCCGUAGUGCGCAACGGAGAGAUCAGUACGAGAAAUCCACGAGAUCGGCGCCUUGGGUUUAUUCCUAUGGAAAGUCACGACGAACACGACAGUGCCACGAGCGCAACAAUUGCUGGUGACGGACAUCUCGAGUGGUUUCUUCGCAAUGCAAGGAAAGAGGCAGAACGUACCAGAGAGCGAAGCAACAGUGGCAACUUCAGGAAGGAGAGCUCGUUUCUACGUAGUGAAAGUGCCAGUAUGAUCCAGACGCUCCUAUCGCCACGCAAGUUGAAGCCCAAAAUACUGCAGUCUACUCCGUUAGAUCGCACCAAGCAGCAGGAACCUCCUUCUGCUGGUAUCCCGAUAGAAUCUCGCUCAGUUCCAAAGGCAGAAACAAACGCCUCCUUUUCCCUGGAAGUGAUGCUCGGGAACUCUAUGGAUACCCACGGAUCCUAUCGCAAUAUGAAUUUUACCUCUAGGCCAUCGUCGACAUCAAGCUGCAGUCUGUACGGCACUCCAUUGAAGAAUCGAGACGAGGGAUUCCAUCCGCUCACACGUGCGAUGACUAUGACUAAAGAACUACCGUCGAUGUCUGGACGUUCACCUGUGUAUUCAUCACCGCAAGGAAAGGACAGCUUUACCAGCAAAUUGAUGAACAACCAGCGGCGCCUGAGCAACCCAGGGUCUCCCCUUGGAGGUUUGCGCAGGAAUCAAUCGGAAUUGUUCCGAACGCCGGGAAGUCUCAGCUUUAAGGCUUCGUCAGCUACAGAUACAGCUGCAUUGACCCCCAUUGACCACCGCAAGGCAGCAGUUAAUCCGUUCCGAUACACAAGAGGCCAAGGUUCGCAGCAUCUUUCAAGCGACCGACGUCGAUGGAGUCACCUCUUUCCAGUGUCUAACCACAUCGCACAUCGCUCUUCUAGCGACAUUAUAGGGGAAGUGGCAACACAAGAUGGCGAGCCAUUAUUCCUCGGGCCAAACUGGAUGAGCCUUACGUCUCCAGCUAUUCUGCCAUUGACAACCGAUCACUUUCCGUCUCCACAGGAGCUCCGUCAAGGCUAUACUGAAGCAUUCUACACACUGACAAUCCCCACUACAGCCACGCAAUCUCCAACGAUCGAGUGUGUGCCUUGCUAUCGCAACCACGACGAACUGUUGAUCGAAAUGAUCUGCCAGCGAUUGGCUCGUGACUUCCAGCUCGUUUCAAGCUGCGACUCCACUGCGUCACUCAUGGGAAGUGACCCAACGCCUGGGAGUCGACGAAGAGUUUAUCAUUUGAGUAUGGGGCACCGCAUCCACCAGCUCAUUUACGACGCAGAGCGACAGACCGUCGAAGUCAAGAGAUUCGUACAACGCGAGCCACACGACCCCGAAGUCGCGUUCACGUCGUACAAUUACUCGCUCUGGGUGGGACUCACUCAGUCUUUCCAGCCACAUCAACAGAUUUUCCAUCGAUAUCCUCAACCGGAAGAUAACUGGAACGCCCUGGACAAUCUAUUGUGUGGAUACUUAGACGACAUGGCAGACACCAUGAAGUGUCGUCGAAUUCGGUUUGCGAUCGUGCCUCCAGUGAUUACCAGCGAGGAAAGUGACGAGUCCUCCACUACAACUUACACUGCAAAGUUCUCCAAGUUCAUUGAGUAUCUGCAGUCUCGUGUCGCUCCCUCGGAGUUCGGAGAUCUCGAGCAUAUUGUCAUCAAUAUGGUACUGGACCACCCUGAGGCUACAAGAGAAGCAAGAAAGAUCCCACAUCUGGGAGGGAAUCGCAUGCUGAGUUUUAAGAUGGCGUGCAAGGCGUCGACAUUGUCGGUCUCGAAGUUUGAGGACUCUAGAACCGAGUGGGCCAUGAUGCGGUUGGAAGAAACGAUGGACAUCUCACGCUGUUUCCACCUCGAUGUGCGAUGGUUAGCGUGUAGUGGAAUCGCAGCGGAUGAGUUUGUAGGAACGACUUUGUAUUGGACGAUGAACGAAUCGCGGACGGGAGCGGCAUAG